This is a messenger RNA of Drosophila pseudoobscura, 534 nucleotides long. Its product is annotated as mitochondrial import receptor subunit TOM20 homolog. The record is from RefSeq and is a predicted model, not a curated record. Gene Ontology annotation, cellular component: mitochondrial outer membrane translocase complex; mitochondrial outer membrane. The transcript has a single exon. Gene Ontology annotation, biological process: tRNA import into mitochondrion; protein targeting; intracellular protein transport. The coding region runs from base 1 to 534 and encodes 177 amino acids. Gene Ontology annotation, molecular function: transmembrane protein transporter activity. NCBI's taxonomy places the organism in Eukaryota, Metazoa, Arthropoda, Insecta, Diptera, Drosophilidae.
AUGGCUCUGGGCACGGCCGGUGCCCUCUUCAUUGGCUACUGUUUCUACUUUGACCGGAAGCGCACUAGGGCGCCGGACUACAAGAAGAGGGUGCACGAGCGUCGCAUGCGGCAGGCAAUGAGUCAGCUGGGAGGUGGCACUGGACAGGCCGGAGCAGCCGACGACAACGAAGAGGACGACCAAGACCUGGUGAUGCAGAUGCACUUCGUCGAGGAGGUGAAGAAGGGCGAGCGCCACAUCAAAGAGGGUAGCGUGGACGAGGGCCUCACUCACCUCUGCAACGCCAUAAUGCUGUGCACGCACCCGGGCGCCCUGCUGGAGAUGCUCCAGGCCAAUCUCCCGGAGGUGCUGUUCCGUCCGCUGAUGAUGCGGCUGCACGAGCUGAACCAGCGCAGCGGCAGCAGCAGCGAGGAUUACAGUGAGACGUCCAGCUACGACACCACCAGGACUAGCAUGAGCAGUGGCACGUCCACCUCGAAGCCCGGAGAAGUGGCAGCGGCAGUUACGGCGGCAGCCCAAGAGGCAGGGCUCUAG